AUGAAUGGUCUGGAUCAACUCAUAAACAACUUGGAAGUCCAACUUAAUUCAGAAGGUGGCUCAAUGCAUGUCUUUAAAGAGGUCACUGGCUCUAUUCAUAUCAGAAAUCCUCCAAAGUCAGCAAAAAGAGAGAAGAUGACAUCUCCACCAUUCCCGGAUGCCAGUCCUAUGGAGAACCCAGCACUCAUUGCUGACAUCAAGAUUGAGCCCCCAGAAGAACUUCUGGCUAAUGAUUUCAAUCUGCCCCAGGUGGAACCAGUUGACCUCUCUUUUCACAAGCCCAAGGCUCCUCUCCAGCCUGCCAGCAUGCUGCAAGCUCCAGUACAUCCCCCCAAGCCACAGCCUGCUCUCCAGACACUUGUAGUGUCCACUUCAACAUCUGACACAAGCAUAUCAGCAAAUACCCCUACUGUUUUGACUCCAGGCUCUAUCCUGGCCUCCUCUCAGAGCACUGGUGGCCAGCAUAUCUUACAUGUGAUCCAUACUAUCCCCUCAGUCAGGCUGCCAAAUAAAUCGGGUGGCCUGAAGACCAUCCCAGUAGUGAUACAGUCACUGCCCAUGGUGUUUACUACUUUGCCUGCAGAUGGGGGCCCUGCAGCCAUUACAAUCCCACUCAUUGGAGCAGAUGGCAAAAAUGCUGGAUCAGUGAAAGUUGACCCCACCUCCAUGUCUUCACUGGAUAUCCCAAGUGACAGUGAGGAGAGUACAAUUGAGAGUGGAUCUUCGGCUUUACAGGGUAUUCAGGGACUGCAGCAAGAACCAUCAGCAAUGACCCAAAUGCAGGGAGAAGAGUCUCUUGAGUUGAAGAGAAGACGGAUUCACCAAUGUGAUUUUGCAGGAUGCAGCAAAGUGUACACCAAAAGCUCCCACCUGAAAGCCCACCGCAGAAUCCAUACAGGAGAGAAGCCUUAUAAAUGCACCUGGGAUGGCUGCUCCUGGAAAUUUGCUCGUUCAGAUGAGCUCACCCGCCAUUUUCGCAAGCACACUGGCAUCAAGCCCUUCCAGUGCACAGGCUGCAACCGUAGCUUUUCUCGCUCUGACCACCUAUCCUUGCACCGCAGGCGCCAUGACACCAUGUGAGCAGCAUAGACUGCACUAGAGGAGCUGCACUGGUCUUUUUUUGUGCAUGUGCAUGCAUGCACAAUGAGAUCAUUAACCAUCUUUUCUUCUUUGACUUCAGCUUGCCUCGGAAAUGAAGUAAGAGCAACUCACUAAGCCAGGUUGAUGAGACAGUAGGGAAAGAUAGAUGAUCUUCCAUUCCAUGGGGGUUCCUCAUAUUCCACAUUCAUCUCUCCACUGUCCAGUCUCCUGAUUUUUCAGCCUUCCAUGGGUUGAAUUCCAGUGCAUAACUCAUAGUUGCCCUCCACUCCCCCACCCCACCUUUGCUCUAUGAUAAGACAGUUUCCUACCAAAACAAAAUAAGAAUAAAACUCAAGGCUGUAAACAAA
Canis lupus familiaris (dog) is the source of this 1448-nucleotide messenger RNA. It is a transcript of the gene KLF8, whose product is annotated as Kruppel like factor 8. The record is from RefSeq and is a predicted model, not a curated record. Gene Ontology annotation, biological process: regulation of transcription by RNA polymerase II. Gene Ontology annotation, molecular function: DNA-binding transcription factor activity, RNA polymerase II-specific; RNA polymerase II cis-regulatory region sequence-specific DNA binding. The coding region runs from base 1 to 1080 and encodes 359 amino acids. The transcript has 6 exons. NCBI's taxonomy places the organism in Eukaryota, Metazoa, Chordata, Mammalia, Carnivora, Canidae.